Messenger RNA from Magnolia sinica, 1031 nucleotides. RefSeq names its product vesicle transport v-SNARE 11-like. Gene Ontology annotation, molecular function: SNAP receptor activity; SNARE binding. Bases 172 to 837 code for a protein of 221 amino acids. The record is from RefSeq and is a predicted model, not a curated record. NCBI's taxonomy places the organism in Eukaryota, Viridiplantae, Streptophyta, Magnoliopsida, Magnoliales, Magnoliaceae. Gene Ontology annotation, biological process: vesicle-mediated transport; vesicle fusion; intracellular protein transport. The transcript has 6 exons. Gene Ontology annotation, cellular component: endoplasmic reticulum membrane; late endosome membrane; Golgi apparatus.
GACCGUCCACCGUUAUGACGGGCAUUCCGACGUUUUUAUGAACCUUCAGAGAAGAAAAGCGAUUCGACCGUCUCCUCCCCUCUUUCUCCCUUCUCUUCGCCCUCCGAUCCGCACAGGCUCCGACGACGCAAUUCCAAGGCCGUGCGAUCAUCUCCAGUGUUCUUGGCCACAAUGAGUGAAGUAUUUGAAGGAUAUGAGCGCCAGUACUGUGAGCUUUCAUCAAGUCUCUCUAGAAAGUGUGCAUCAGCUUGUCUUCUGGAUGGAGAGCAGAAGAAGCAGAAAGUUUCAGAAAUAAAAUCUGGGUUGGAUGAUGCUGAAGCUUUGAUUCGAAAAAUGGACCUUGAAGCAAGAAGUUUGCAACCAAGUGUUAAGGCCAUGCUACUUGCUAAGUUAAGGGAGUACAAAUCUGAUCUUAACAAUUUGAAAGCUGAAGUUAAAAGGAUCACAUCAGCUAAUGCCAAUCAGGCUGCAAGAGACGAGUUGUUGGAGUCUGGAAUGGCAGAUACAAUGAUGGUUUCCGCUGAUCAAAGAGGAAGAUUGUUGAUGUCGACAGAACGGUUGAAUCAAUCUAGUGAAAGAAUUAAGGAGAGUAGAAGAACAAUUCUGGAGACAGAAGAGCUUGGUGUCUCAAUUAUGCAAGACUUGCAUCAACAACGCCAAUCACUCUUGCAUGCCAAUAACACACUUCAUGGGGUAGAUGACAACAUUGGCAAGAGUAAGAAAAUCCUCACUGCCAUGUCUAGAAGGAUGAGUCGAAACAAGUGGAUUGUCGGGUCCAUCAUCGGAGCACUUGUGUUGGCAAUCAUCUUAAUCCUCUAUUUUAAGCUCUCUCAUUAGCGGCCGUUCAUUGGACUUGGGAACUUCAUGGUUUGCAUUCUCUGAUUGCUUGAAUGUUAAUAUUUGAAGUUUUUCUCUUUUGCUUUUCUGUUGUGUGUCAUGUGUGUAAUAAGAUCCUAAUUUGUUUACUCAGGACUUCAGCUUUGGGUAGGGCACCUCUAUUUACAUAUGUUGUUUUGAUCUCCUUCCAAUGA